Messenger RNA from Symbiodinium pilosum, 1089 nucleotides. Lineage: Eukaryota; Dinophyceae; Suessiales; Symbiodiniaceae. The record is from the annotation of a GenBank genome assembly.
GUGCCCACUUGGCGCCGCCUGCGUGUGCGGCUCGCUAGUGCGGCUGUUAUAUUAGUGGUGCCCUGCUUGGCCUUCGCGAAGACAGCGCCAUCGGAACGCAGCCCGGAGGCGGCCGAGCGGAAACAGUAUGGGGACCUCUUGCGCUUGGUCAAGAAGCGUGGCUGGCCUCAGAAAAGCCCAGAGCUGUCCACCAAAGUGCUCGGAGUGGAUGAGGCAGCGGAUGGAGCAGAGCGUCGAUCGCUUGUUUCGCCGGGCUUCCGUCGAGUUUGCUUCCGAGCUUCGUACGAUGGAAGUCAGUACAACGGCUGGGCCAGGGUGAAGAACGCCUCGCCUCUGACAGUCGCAGGAAUGAUUGACCGUGCUGCCUCGUUACUGCUACGGAAGAAGACCUUCAGUUGCGGAGCGAGCAGGACGGAUGCCGGAGUACAUGCUCGAGGGCAGGCCGCGCACUUUGACGUUCCUGAUGCGGUAGCCGCUGACAGACCGAUCAACUGGCAGGACCGCUGGGAGCAGCAGAUGAACGAGCAGUUGCCUUCAGAUAUACGAGUGUGGAGCUUUAAGGAUGCCCCUCCUGACUUUCAUGCCACUUUCUCUGCCAGUGGCAAGACAUACGUCUAUCGCCUUCACUGUGGGAGAAAUCCAGCAGAUCCGUUGGAGAGGUUCUACAGAUACCAGAUACCCAGCAGCUGGGCACGCACCUUCAAUGGAGAGCUCCUCCGUGUGGCCGCUGCGAAAUUUGUGGGCAAGAAGGACUUUUCGUACUUCACCCACGCCAGCAAGCUGGAUAUUUACAGGACUGGUGGCACGGUCCGGACCAUCCGAAGCGUAAACGUGGUUGAGGAAGGCCCUGGACAGUGCCGGAUCGAGGUUCAGUUGGAUGGAGCCAUCUUCAGGAUGGUUCGAAACAUCGUUGGUUGUCUUGUGUCCGCGGCUUGCGGACGUGUUGCUGUGGAAGAGAUCGAUGAACUGCUUCAGGUGCAGCCUGACAAAGCCAAGCAGGAGUCUGGUACUACAGCAAUAUCUUUUCCAUGCCUACCACCUCAUGGGCUAUGUCUCGAACAGGUACAUUACCAGAUCCAUGAUUUCUGA